Messenger RNA from Tuber melanosporum (Perigord truffle), 856 nucleotides. RefSeq lists its product as uncharacterized. Lineage: Eukaryota; Fungi; Ascomycota; Pezizomycetes; Pezizales; Tuberaceae. The record is from RefSeq and is a predicted model, not a curated record. The transcript has a single exon. Bases 443 to 754 code for a protein of 103 amino acids.
UCUGCCGACCGUGCAGAUAAAGUUUUAGCUUUUGCGAACUGGGGUGCGAGAGAGCCCAAGGAUGUCUUCCUCAAGAGGACCAGGACCAGGGAUGUUCCAUGAAUGCGGGGAUAAACAACUUGUAUCAUGCUGGUUACCGUGGGCGAAACUGCCACACACCGAGCUGUCAACGCGGGGCCCCGAGAGGGAGUUGUGUGUGAUGGUUCCACCUGGCGGACUUGCGAUCUGUUGCUGCCCGUGUUGUACAGUACUGUACAGUACAUUACUGUAUCAUACCACGGACAAUAUUUAAUUUGGUGCGCCUUGGGGAGCGAUACAUGGUUACGGUGUCAGGUAUGGGCCUUGAGGACCGGAAAAGCUCCAGGCCGAACGGUGGCCAUGGCAGUGAGCCUGUGAAGCUCUUCGUCGGGUGGGUGCUGUACAAGUACAGUACAGUACUCGUAUGAUACCAGUAUGGUACAGUACUCGAGCACUGUACAUAUCCUGUGCGGCCGCCUUCCGCCUCCGGAUUUGCAAUCCAAAAGUCCUGAAGGGAGGGAAAAUAACCCUUGCCCAACUACUAACUAUAACAAUACUAAUAUAUCUAUUAAUAUAUCAUACGAGAGAAGGAAAGAAAAAGAAAAGAAUGAGGCCAUGUUUUAGCACCCCGCAGUAUAAAAAACGUCGGGAGUUUUUUUUUUUUUGCGAAUUCAAAAACUCGAGUCCUCUUGACAAAAGAGCGCAAAAGAAAAAAAAAAUAGCCAUAUCCACAUAGCUAUAAUACCACCGACUAGCGAUUCCGACGGUAAUUAAACGGAACCCCAUUUCGAGGGCCCUGAAAGCCGAGAUAUAACUAUAAUAACAAAUUGAUAUAAUA